AUGAACAACGAUGUUCUGUACGAGGUGGUCAAAUACCUGGACUUCCCUGUGAGGAACAAGAAAGUGGCAGACGCCCAGACAAGCAGGACUAACGCCAGAAGAAUGAUGAGACUGAACAGAAGUCUUCUUGAGAAAAGGCUAUCAAGCCGCCCACAGAUAAACGACCUCAGGACAUCCAACAUAUAUAGAGAGCAUGGAAUAAACUUUGGGAAAAUACACAGGGAGCUGUCGGAUGUCUUUUGCCGGAGAGGCACUCCUCCGUUCCCGAACAUAUCUUCAGCCCUGGCACGGACAGUGAAGAUAAUGGACUUCAAGCUGAGAAAGAUAGUUCUUGCAUCAAGAAUGGGUAGUAAGAAAUAG
This is a messenger RNA of Encephalitozoon cuniculi GB-M1, 360 nucleotides long. RefSeq lists its product as uncharacterized. The record is from RefSeq and is marked provisional. The transcript has a single exon. Lineage: Eukaryota; Fungi; Microsporidia; Unikaryonidae. Bases 1 to 360 code for a protein of 119 amino acids.